Glycine soja is the source of this 1355-nucleotide messenger RNA. RefSeq lists its product as uncharacterized. The record is from RefSeq and is a predicted model, not a curated record. The coding region runs from base 212 to 1018 and encodes 268 amino acids. NCBI's taxonomy places the organism in Eukaryota, Viridiplantae, Streptophyta, Magnoliopsida, Fabales, Fabaceae. The transcript has 3 exons.
AAGAAGCUAAAAAGAAUACUGACAUAUUUACGUGUAGUCUCGCUGGUUUUCGUUGCUUCCUGUCUUCGUUGCGACGCCAAUGGCUUCUACGGGCGAAAAAGAGUUUUAAUUUUUUGUGCGUAAUUUGUUGUUUCUUCAAUGUUGCUGGCGUAAAUUGGUUUAGCGUCUACUGCUGAUUAUUGUGUUAUUGAGAACAAAAACAGUAAGAGCAAUGGAUGUCGAAGAUGCAGAGAAUGAAGUUUCAGUUUCAUCUGCUAUUCUCAAUUCGAUAGCAUCUCGGCAGAAUGAAGUUCUUUCUCCAGAAGAUCUUGCUUGGGUUGAAUCCUGCCUAGUUAAAGAUUCUGAUAUUUCAGACACUGAUUGGAUCCCUUUGAAAAAUGCUUUAUUAGAUAUUAUCAGCUCCCAACCUCAAUCUUUCAGCACUGAAGGAGAAGACGUAAAAAUUCCUCCCUACAUUAUUAGUUCUGAAUAUGCUAAUACUGCAACAACUUCUGAUGAGAAACUUAAUCUGCAAUCUUCAACUUCUGAUGAGAAACUUAUUAUUCUGCAAUCUUCAACUUCUGAUGAGAAACUUAUUCUGCAAUCUUCAACUUCUGAUGGGAAACACUUAUCUGAGCCUUCUUCAACUUAUAAUGUUAACUCAUUACUGAUGGCAGUAGAAACAAGCACCGAUGAAAUUCCAGAUGAUGAAAAGACUGGUACUUUGCCAUCUAUCAAUCCUUUUCUGCCAACUUAUAAGGAACACCUGAAGGAGGAGAAUGAAACCAUUGAUUCUGGACUUAAUCUGGAUUCUUCCUCUUAUGAGAUGGAGCACCUUGCCGAGAAUAUCUUCAAAAUCUGGGAUUUUGAUAUUCAAUCUGAGGAAGGUGAACUGGUUAAACAGUUGGACAAAGCCCUAUCAGAGAAUUCCUUUCAAACAGUGCCACCAUCUUUUGAUGAUUCAUUGAAGUUGAAGGAUAGCUCACUCGAUGAUCUUAUUGCUGGCAUUGCUGACUUAUCAUUAAAUAAAAAUGUCUAGAGUUCUCUGAUUUUUUAACUCUGGUGAAGAUUGUUCUGUUAAAUUAUGUUACUUUCAAGUAUUAGCAUUAGUAUUUAGAAGUUAAAAGCCUUUUUUGCUUGUUAGUUAAAUUUAUUUUUAUUCGGAACAAUGACGAGGCCCUGAGGUAUCUUUGCAAUAUAGGACCCUCUUCUGCUCUAUACAAAACCACCUGUGAUAGGGAUUGAGAAAACAGGACAUACAUGAAAUUAGUGCUUAUUUUAUGACCUUGUUUCUUACAGUGAGAAGUCUGGACUGGAUGAUGGAUACUUAUUUUAUAAUCCAUGUGCUUAUCUAAGUUAUGAACCCAUUGCCUCUA